Molecule: messenger RNA, 2216 nt
Organism: Teleopsis dalmanni
Lineage: Eukaryota; Metazoa; Arthropoda; Insecta; Diptera; Diopsidae
Product: serine/threonine-protein kinase rio2-like
Exons: 2
Coding region: 292-1068 (258 amino acids)
Source: RefSeq, a predicted model, not a curated record
AUUUGCCGCAUUUAUUUUGAAUUUGAACACUCUGCGUCUGAGCAAGUAUAUAACAUUGUAUUGCCAGCAGCAUCAACAACACCAACAACAGCAACAACAACAAUAAUAAUAACAAACAUUGAGGACAAUACUGACAACUUAAAUGCUGAAUUUGUUGCAGACAAUACACUUGAAGAGGAACAUAAAAACGGAAACGGAAACAUUGAAGCGGAAACCAAUAAGUCUGACAACGACAGCGACAAUACUAGCGAAAGCAACAACAGCAACAACAACAACAACAAUAACAGCAAAAUGAAUUUCUAUGAUGAAAAUGCUUUAGUUGGGCAACAAUUGCAUGAAAUCGCAGCCAACAGUAGCAGCUUUACAAUUGAAAAUAAUGAGGAAACGGAAGUGAAUGACAACUUUAAUGAGUCAUCAGUUGAAGGCAUUGAGACGACUGCAACAGAAGUUGCAACUAAAGAGCUAACAGAAGACUUAGGCGAAUUAAAUUUGAACGCUGAUAGUGUGCAUGAAUUCAAUGAGGAGUCACAGAAUAAAAAUGUUGAAGAUUUUAGCAGCAAUGAAGAUGAACAUGAAGAUGAAGAUGAAGAUGAAGAUGCAGUUGACAAUGGCGAUAGCGAGAGCGAUAGCGAUGAUGAUGACAAUGAAUUUACCGCCACCUCAAGCAUUACAAAACGGCAACAGCAAAAACAUUCAAAUUAUGUGACCAAGAAGGAACGCGAAGAUCUUUCAUCAUCGGAUGAUGAUGAGGAGGCAAUUGAAAUGAGUGCAGAAUUCAAUUCGGAAUGGGCAAAUCUGGCUGAAGACUUAGCAAAUGCCAAUGACAAAAAUAACGACUUAAGUAAUGACAUCGAUGAGUAUGCACCAGUGCCGGUCGAUUUGUCAAAUGACAUUGCUGUUAAUGAUAUUGCCGCAGCUCAAGUCGGCUAUCCACUUAAUCCAGAUGCUGAAUUUAUUGAUGUCAAUGGUGUGUUAGCGAAUCAUUCGAUGCCCAAGUUCGAGAAAUUGACAAUUGCUAUAACUCCAACACAUAAUCAGGAAGGAACAGAAACUGAAGACAUGAAAUGAAUUCAACCGAAGUCAAGUGAAGUGAAGUGAUGUAGUCAACUAAGCCAAAUCAAAAAUAUGCAUUAAAUUUAUACAUUUUACAUAUGUAUGCAAAUGUAUACUAGAAAAUUAUUUCAUAUAUAUAUAUUCACAAAGUUCUUAUAUUCACAUACAAAAGGUUCUACCUAACUAGCUCAAAUACAUGAACGUCUAUGUUCAAUUGAAACAUCCUUUAAGUUAUAUAUAUAUGCGGAAGACAAUUGAACUACCGAUUUUAGCUAUGCUAUUAAGCUAUUAAGAAUAAAAAACACAAUAUUUAACAAAGUCACGUGCUCGAUUAGUGACUUUCAAACUGUUAAGAAAAAAUUAGUUUUAUAAUUUUAUUUAUUAUUAUUAAAUUAAAACACAUCAUAUACAUAUUUUAUUCUUUUUAAUUUAAAUUUUGUUAAAUUUUGUUAUUAAGAGUACUCGCAUCUAAACUGAUAAAUGCGUUAUAAACAUUAUUAACGUAUAAAUUUAUCUUCUUUAUAAGUUAAGUGGUGAAUUUUGUAUGAAAAAUCGUUCACAAAUUUGAUAAAUUUACAUGAAAAUUUAUCGUAUAAAUUUAUCGCAUAGAUUUAAAUGUUGUCAAUACAGAGUUACAUUUCAACGCAAUCAAGUCAUUUACAAAACUAUCUUUGCAAAGAUUUUUUAGUUUGGACCUUUCACUAAAUUUCAGCAUUUUAUUUUAUUAUUUAUUGAUAGCAACACAGUUGAUCGAUAAAGUUUACGUAAAUAAUUAAUAUUGCAUCGAUAUUAGCUAAACGUUUGCGCUGCUGAGCACUACAUAUUGCGCCAUCAUAAUUAUUGCUGAUAUAAAUAGUGCUAUCAUAAAGCAGAUUUAUUAAUUUGCACAAAUAUGUGACUAAGUGCAUUCAUUUAACUCUGUACGUAGACGCAUAAAAGUAUACAUUUGAUAAAUUUAUAUGCUUAGAUACCUUAGUACCCCUAUUAUGUUUGACUAAAAAAAUUGUUUAAAUAAGUUUAUCAUUCUAAAGUAUUAUCUUAUAUGACUGUCAGGAACACAAUAAUAUAAUUAAACAAAUUGAAAUUAUGUCGAAUAUGCGAAAGAUACUCAUAUUUCUUUGAUCAAAUAUUAUGCAUACUUAUACUUAUAUAUUUAAUUUAUU